GCAAAGCAAUAUGCCUCAGGCAUUAAUUAGAUUACGAGCAGCCAGUGUGUCUAUCUGUGUACAAAAAAUUCGUGUAAAAUCUUAUGGAUUCCUGGGCCUGCGAAAAUAUGCGGAAUAUGAAAUCCAUAUAACAUAUAUGUCUGAUCGAGAUGGUUGGACACAAUCGUUUCCGUAUUUCCGUUACAGUGAGCUUCGAGCAUUUCAUAAGGUGCUUCGUCAAAAUUUUCCGCGAUUUCUUUGUGGUGAUUUUCCCGAGAAGAAAAUUUUCAGGAUUUACUGCACAGAUAAUUUGUCCCAUGAAUUCCUAUUGAAUCGCGCAUGUAAAAUAGAAAAAUUCUUAAUUAUAUUAGUAAAAUCUUUUGGCGAUGUUGACGUUGUAUUGAGAUUUCUUGGAAUUGAUUUGGAUAAUUUGACACCCGGACGAAUUCCAAAUGAAAAUUUAUAG
Ambispora leptoticha is the source of this 445-nucleotide messenger RNA. The record is from the annotation of a GenBank genome assembly. Lineage: Eukaryota; Fungi; Glomeromycota; Glomeromycetes; Archaeosporales; Ambisporaceae.